AUGGAUAUCCCUAUAAGGAUUCAAGGCCUAGGCGACGACACAAAAUCAGAGGAAGAGUAUCCGCACAGGAGUAUUGAGUACUCUGAUGUUUCGAAAUGUUUACACUCGCUACCGAAGUUAAGGAGUACAAUCUUUGAAGUAACCCCGAGCACAAGUGUUGGACGAACAGUGAAACAUGCACCAUUGACUCCUUUUAAUAUGGACAGAGAUCAUUCCACUACCAGAAUGCCUCCAACUCCAACACCACAACAUGCGGUAAUGUGGAACAAGAUCCCACGCAUAUACUCACUAUCGACAACAGAGCAACUUUCCGCGAGGUAA
Sclerotinia sclerotiorum 1980 UF-70 is the source of this 321-nucleotide messenger RNA. RefSeq lists its product with no specific name. The transcript has 2 exons. NCBI's taxonomy places the organism in Eukaryota, Fungi, Ascomycota, Leotiomycetes, Helotiales, Sclerotiniaceae. Bases 1 to 321 code for a protein of 106 amino acids. The record is from RefSeq and is a predicted model, not a curated record.